UUGGAAAAACUGCCACAACAUGUUUGGAUUUUUGGGAGUGGUAACAUGCCUUUUACUAACACAUUUUCAUAUUGGUGAUGGAGUCUGGAGAUAUAAGAAUACUUUCGAGGAGAAAGAGUUAUACACCACACACAGUGCUUUUUUUUUAGAGUAUGAAGGAUCCUCUUUUUUAGAGUGGCAAUACCCUGAGAGUUGUGACGUCAAUAACAAGAGCUUACCCAAUGCUGCUAUUUGGUGCGAAUCUUCUGGAUUUGCCACUGUAAAGCCACUGGUUUCUGUAAGGGAAGAGGAGCGACACCUUUAUAUAAGUGACUCAUUUUUCCGCUUUUCGUGGUAUGCUGUUAUUCCUGAGCUCAGAAAUGCAUCUGAAAGUGACUCCCAGAUUGUCAGAAUAUGGAUCAUUGAUCCAGACCGAGCAGAAAGGACUGAAAUUUACAACACUGCACUUGUUCCCUCUAUACAUUCUAGAUAUCUUACUAAGCAAUUCCUCAUCAGUGGAGCAUAUCCAGUCAUUGAGUCAUCUUCAUCCUCUCAGACAGUACAGAGUUACUUCACAAAUCAGGGAUUUUGGGAAGCUCGGCUUCUUGGUAACCCUGAAUAUCAUAGUUUUUGCAUAUUUGGUCAGUCAGUCUCUUUUCAUGGACAGUGUGUUGUUUCUAGUCGACAUACUUUUUACAUGGCAUCCCCAGAGAAACCAUAUGGUGAUAGAGAGGUAUCCCUAUACCUGCCAACAGGGAGCCAGUUGUCUUUAGUAUGGGGUGUAUGUACCCCUUACCGAGCCUUACUACUCUCUGAAAAAGGCACUUUCAUGACCAAGAAUGCUUUCCUCACUUAUGAGGAGGUCAAGGUCGACCCUGGAGAUUUGCAUGUGCCAGCUGAGGGUUAUUUUACAAUUUUUGAGGCUGCCCUAUUGGAGAAUGCCUUAAUAUUCCGCGUAGGAGAUGCUCUUCUCUGGAGAGACAACAAGGACAGAAUAUUGAGGAUGAAUCCAAAUAAAUUGUUGGAUCAUGGGGUUAAAGGCCUCAAUUUCAGAACUCAGUGUGUGGAUUACUACCCCUUGCAAGACUUUGAACUUGCUUCAGUUCUUGCAUGGAAAGACCAUGAACUUUAUGUAGGUGGAAAAAGUCUGGACUGGCAGAAUAACAACAACUAUAUGACAAAGGUACUGAGUCUUCCCAAAACUGCCACCAUCCUUACUGCCUCGUUUGGCUCCCAUCCAGAAGCUUUGGACGCACUGGUCAUGUACACACACAAUGACGACCCUGUACGACUUUCCCUGAUCACAUUCUAUGAGACAGAAGGUAUCUGGAGAUCCAGCACUUUCUUGAGUAACCUCAAAGAGCAGGAUGCUCUUCAGGGCCCAUUUCAGAUGUUCUUUGUAGGCUCAGCUUUGGAAACUCUGUUGGUGUGGAACAAAGAUGUGAUGCUCUAUAGUUUUCACAAUAAUAGUGAAUGGGGAUACAUGCAACCAACUAAUUUUUCCAGCCUAAGCCAAGCAGCCAAUGGGAGCCACAUUCAUCAAGUUGUCAUGGACCACUCAUGGAAUAUGCUGAUUAAGAUGGAGAACAAUGCGUUGUUCUUCUGUAAAGCUGGUAUAAAUAAACUGCUGCGGCUUCCUACUUGGAUUGACUCUGGAAGUUCAAUGGUACUCUAUCUAAACCAGAAGAAUCAGAUCGACAUGCUAAUAUUGUCAGACAGUGGUCUGCAUGUGCAGAAAUACCCUUUGCUGAUGGAGAUCAGGAGUGCCAUGCGAGGAGGGGUCCACGUCUGUCCCUUUAUUGGUUUCACACACAAGAUGAAGAGGCGUGUCUACUUCAUGGACAAGGGAGAUCGCAAGGAGUUGUGGGCUCAGAUAGUCUACCAUGUAGGUAAGAGAAUUGAUGUGAAGCUGCACAUGAACAACAAACAUCUGCUGCAAAUCACAUCAAGGACUCAUUUUGAGAGUGUGCGUGGUGUGGAAACUAUAAACAAGGGUUCAAUUUGUUUCUUUCACCUGGUAGAACAAUGUAUUAAUAUGUUGUUUUUCCAGACAUUUAUUAUUUAUCAGGAAACACACCUUAGAAGCAGGCCUAACAACUCAGGUCUAAUCUCGCAAUCAAGUGGUACUGUCUCUAUGGAGCUGCUACCAACCCAGAUUGGAAAUGCUUGCUAUCUGCCAAAAAAUCAGGUUUCUCACUUACUUGUGGGGUGCCCACCAAACAGGCACAUUCGUGUAGUAAAACCACAGGAAAUUCCAUGCGAGAUGCACACCUUUGAGAAAUAUACCAUUCCAGGAUCUGUGCUGAGAAACCCAAAACUGGAAGAUCUGCUUGUGCACUAUGACUGGAAGAGGAUUGGCUGUGUGCUGAAAAUUAACUACAAAGCUGCCUUUCGCCCUGAUAUCGAUCUGUAUGAUGGAGACACAUUUGUGCAUAGUGUUGAUGCCAACUUCAUAGUGUGGGAGAAGUUUGGUCGAAAAGACUAUUAUUUUAAUGCAACCAUGCAACAGGUAGCUUGCCUUCAUGAGGCACAAACAUGGAAAUCCAUGCUUGUCGACAAGAAGCAUUCUGAAGAGGCCUGGGGACCUCAUAAUUACAGGAGCUGUUUUGUUCAUACCUCUAAAAAACUGGGAAACCUUGACCAACCCUAUGAAAUUAUGAAUAAGAGUUCCAGGAAUUACCUCACCUUUUCCCAGAAAGAUAGUGCUACUUAUGUCUUUAUUGUAAAGAUUCUGGACCCAAAUUACAGCUUUUGUGAUCUUCGUGCUGUGUUUGCUGUUAAAACAUAUGGAAUCAAAAUCAAGGACCAGCGCUUGCCCAUGUAUGUGGUUUUGAUUCUUACCUGCAUCACACUCAUCAUGCUGUGUCUCAUCUUCUACAAAUAUGUCACCGUCUUUCGAAACAUGCUUAGAAAAAAACAUCUGUGA
Molecule: messenger RNA, 2905 nt
Organism: Xyrauchen texanus (razorback sucker)
Lineage: Eukaryota; Metazoa; Chordata; Actinopteri; Cypriniformes; Catostomidae
Product: cation channel sperm-associated auxiliary subunit epsilon-like
Exons: 24
Coding region: 20-2905 (961 amino acids)
Biological process (GO): flagellated sperm motility; sperm capacitation
Cellular component (GO): sperm principal piece; CatSper complex
Source: RefSeq, a predicted model, not a curated record